Pyrenophora tritici-repentis Pt-1C-BFP is the source of this 2160-nucleotide messenger RNA. Lineage: Eukaryota; Fungi; Ascomycota; Dothideomycetes; Pleosporales; Pleosporaceae. The record is from RefSeq and is a predicted model, not a curated record.
AUGGACGACCUGAAGGAGCAGCACCAUUCACAUACGCCCAAUGGAUUCAUGCAAGACACACCGCCACGUGCCGAUGUGGACGAGAUCUUGCGGCGGAAGCGGAAAGCGAGGGAAUAUAAGCGCAAGGUCAAAUGUGACCAGAACGUGCCUUGUAAGACAUGCGUCGUCCGCGAACAUCCCGAACUGUGUACCUACCACCCACCGAGCGAGUCGCAUCCGCCUGCGAAACGAAUACACCUUGGUAUUGGACAGAACAACGGCCAUGACUUUUCCAAUGGCUUGGUGCAUAUUCACGGCGGUACAGUCACAUUGCCGCGAGAGGACUGGGAACGCAUCUGCGGCAAACUUCAACAGGCUGAAAAGUCACUCAAUGAUCUGAAGAAUGCCGUCGGCAGCGUCGCAGAGAUUCCCCCACCCAUGAAUGGCUUCUCUCCUGGCGAUGGCUCUGGUAACACUCCCUUGGCGGCGGCAGCGCCUAUGGACGGCGAGCAGAGCCAUGUCCGCACUCAGGGCAUACACACGCGCAACGACAUCACCGGCCAAACCAUACACAUCGGACCCAGCUCCGUACCCGCUCUGGUCAUGGCUCUCGGACGGGGGGAUACACAAUGGGCGCCGGGAGUACAAGAUCUGCUAGGCAAGAAGAGCAUGCUGCCCAUCUUUGGCCUGGACAACGAGAGCGCUACAUACCCGUUCGUGGACCUCUGGGGACUACCGCACGGAUCGAUAAUGCGCGCCCAAGAACUAGCGAAUGCCCUACCGAGCGAUACCGAAUGCCUCAGCUUCUUCCGAAGUUAUCGAGAAACGGCACAUACCGUCUACCCCGCCGUUGCCGACAUCGAGGCCAUCGAAUCAGAUCUCCUGUUGUUUCUGAUCAACCGCGCAAGCUCACAGGGCAAUACCGGCAUAUCAGAUCAACAGAUACACGGCAAGGACUUUCACUGGAUAGGCCUAGUCUUUGCCAUUCUAGCUUCGGGAUGCCAGUGCUCAAGUCUGUCGCGACGAGAGAGGGAGUUGACAUCUCAGGUCUACGUGUGUUGCAGCUUCGAGUGCCUGCGCUUCACAAACUUCCUGUCGCAUGCGAACAUCGAGAACAUUCAGACCCUCCUGAUUCUUGGCAACGUCAUCUCGAACAAUAUGAAUGCUGGCGUAGCGUGGAGCCUAAUGGGGCUGACGGUACGACUAUCGCAGACGCUAGGGCUACAUCGGCAAUGUCCUCCGUCAACACCCGUGCAACAGAGAGUCGCGCGGAGUAAGACAUGGUGGGCACUGCUAUGGCAAGACUCAUUGCUGUCUGUCUCAUACGACCGGGCCUCGUCGACCACAACCAUUGAUCAUACCGUGCCCAUGAGCCAGCACACGGCGCCAGGGACACGGACUUAUGUUGAGAGUAUGUAUCGCCUGUGCAAGGUGGGCCUCGAUAUCGUGCGCGAGCGUCAACGGCCGCAAAACUCCCACGACGCUCUGAUGAGGAUAACUGAGCACCGCAACGAGCUCCAGGAGAUCAUGAUUGAUGCAGCAGACUAUCUCAAAGACUCUAGGCGAUGUAGGUCGAUGCGCGAUCAACUGGAACACUGGGCAUUGUACCUCCACAUCUCAUACGUGACCUCUGAGCUCUGUCGUCCUGCUAUCAGCCCAGCCACUGCCAACCUCGAUCUUUCGAAAACGCUGCGAAAAACAUGCAUCGACAGCCUCACCAACACUGUUGAGGCCUUCCUCGGUCUGCAAAAUAUGACACCGUUCGCUACUCGUUCGUGGUCUGCCGUACAUCGUUCUUUGAGUUCAGCACUCCUGCUUGGUAUUCUCGGCGAACAUAACCGUAACGAACGCGCGCGAGGUUUACUCCAGAACGUGAUCCAGGUUCUCACCGACGUAACCAAAGACGUCGAUCCUGCCGAACUGGCUACGCCCAUUACACGAUCCGUAUCUGCGCUCGAGCGGCUGCUAAGUAUCACAUCGACGCACAACCGCAAAGCGAGCGAGUCGGGUUCACAGGCUUCACCCACGAUGCAUGUCUUUACAGCGCAGGACAUCAACAACGCUCUGAACGGGGACUCUGACAACAUGUUCUCGCAGUCACCGCUGCUUGGCCUGGAACUUGAUUCUUCGCCCUAUGCGCUCAUGGAGAGCAUCGUGUGGGGCGCGCAGAAGACUCCCUGA